AAUUCUCAGAUCUUUGAAAGAGUCAUCCAUAUCAUACUCUUCACUUUCCUUAAAUUUUUUUAACCAUCCUCUGUUAAAGUUUGCAGAUUUUUGGUGGGGUUCGUUGAGGGUACUGUGCAAACUUUUCAACAUCUUCACAGCCUGCACCAUCAAUGGCCACUGAAGAGGUUAAUAAGCCUCAGUCACUUCCUCCAUACCCCGAGCUCAUACUGAAAGCGCUUGAAGCUCUGAACGAACCAAGUGGAUCCAGCAAAUCAGCAAUAUCCAAGUACAUAGAAUCGACCUAUGGUGAGUUGCCAGACUCAACUGUUUUGGGGAAUCAACUGAACAAGAUGAAAGACAGUGGAGAAGUUGUGUUCAGUAAGAACAACUACCUAAAGGCUGACCCAAGUGCCCCACCAAAGAGGGGCCGUGGAAGGCCACCAAAGCCAAAGGCCCCUGUGUCACCAGGCACCGUUGUGUCCCCUCCACGGCCAAGGGGUCGUCCCCCAAAGGACCCGAAUGCUCCUCCAAAGUCCCCGAAGCCUAAGCCCACCCCGGGAAGUGGCAGGCCAAGGGGCAGGCCCAGGAAAAUUCCUCGCUCACCAGCAACGACGGUGGCGCCGGCCACCGUCUCCAGCGGAAGGCCUAGGGGUAGGCCUCCUAAGGUAAAGCCUCAGUUGAGAGAAGUGAGUGUUGACUUAUAGGAUUGUUUCUUUAUUUGGGUGGCAAAUGUAGUGUUCCUACUCUGUAUAAGUGGUGGGUGUGAUUUUAGAUUCUGUGUUGAUGUAAUCUCGUUGUAAAAUUAUGUAGUGUAGCUGACUUACUACGAGGCUUUCUUGUUUGUUUUCCUUUCUAAUUAUCAAAGAGAACAGUGACUUGGACUAA
Messenger RNA from Vigna umbellata (rice bean), 867 nucleotides. RefSeq names its product HMG-Y-related protein A-like. Gene Ontology annotation, cellular component: nucleolus; nucleus; chromatin. The record is from RefSeq and is a predicted model, not a curated record. Lineage: Eukaryota; Viridiplantae; Streptophyta; Magnoliopsida; Fabales; Fabaceae. Gene Ontology annotation, biological process: negative regulation of DNA recombination; chromosome condensation; regulation of DNA-templated transcription. Gene Ontology annotation, molecular function: nucleosomal DNA binding; double-stranded DNA binding.